CACACGCAUUCACAAGUGCACGUCAAGUUGCUGCGUCAAGAGACGCACUAGCUACCGGUUGAUCGCUGGCUGAGCCUGACUACCAAAAGCCACACAAACACACACACACAGUGCAGCUAUCUAAAGCGCUCACCCAUCUAUCCAUCCAUCAUCCAUCCAUCAUCCAUCCAUCAUCCAUCCAUCAGUGUGUUCGCCUGACUAUCAGGAUCCACAUAAAUAUCUGAUCUACAGGUAAGCGCACCAACUGGUCUAUUCACCCUCACGGAACACUGAAGUUGUCACCCAAGGCGGAACCCCCCAUACACAAAUAGGCUGGAAACGGCCAUUCAAACGCGCGAGUCAGUCAUAUCCGUUUGUUCUCAUACCGAAAAAGAACGCCCAUUCAUUCGCUGUGUGUGUGAGUCUGUCUGUCUGUCAGCCGCUCGAUGCCCGCCGGACACAAAGGGUGAUUGACACCCAACGUGUCCGGUUCACCAUCGAGCGGCCGACAGUCAGCAAACCGACAGACGAUGCACCCAUCACACGCACCGCACGUCGACAGACAGAGAACGACUAUCUGUGUGUGAGUUGAGUGUGUGAAGGUGGACCCUCUCUCCCUCCCGACAUUCACAACCAAAAACCCAUCCGUCCAUCCGUCCGUCUAUCUGCCAGCCAGCCAGUCAGCCAGCGCUCACAUCACAUCACAUCACCUCACGUCAGUCAGGCCACGGGACACCACAGCAAGCCAUGGCGACAAACCACAAACCAGAAUCGCUCAUUCACCGUCACCCACAGCACAACGACGGACGUCACUCAGCGACCCACAGCAGACAUCGCAUCGCACCGCAUCGCCCCACAUCACUCUCACUCAGACCGCAGCCGGCAGGCAGGCAAGCCAUCCGUCCAUCCAUCACUCCAUCCAUCCAUCAACACACACUCUUUCAGUCAGUCACUCAGCACACACUCUUUCAGUCAGUCACUCGGCAAGUGAGAUCACUACGUGUGGGUGUGGGUGUGGGUGAGGUGGCGGGGGGCCUGUCAGUCAGUCAGUCAGUGAGGGAGUGGGUGUGUGGGUGUGGUGCGCCUCGUCGGAAAAGACUCGCGCACAGUCAGUGAGUGAGUGUGUGUGUGUGCGGUGGGCGGGGAGGCCAUACAACGGACGAGGCGGACGAGGCAGACGUGGCAGACAACAGACAGACAUCAGACAUCAGGGGCAGCUACGCCGUCGGUGCACUCACACAUCUCCUUGUGUGUGAGGUGAGUGAGCUAGUGGUCUGUCUGCCUGCCGCUGUCUGUCUGUCUGUCUGUCUGUGUCUGUGGCCUCCCUCCCUCCGUCCAUCCCGCAACACACCCUCUCCCAGCACCGCACUGCACCCAUCACACGCACCGCACGUCGACAGACAGAGAACGACUAUUUGUGUUUGAGUUGAGUGUGUGAAGGUGGACCCUCUCUCCCUCCCGACAUUCACAACCAAAAACCCAUCCGUCCAUCCGUCCGUCUAUCUGCCAGCCAGCCAGCCAGCCAGCCACCGCUCACAUCACAUCACAUCACCUCACGUCAGUCAGGCCCCGGGACACCACAGCAAGCCAUGGCGACAAACCACAAACCAGAAUCGCUCAUUCACCGUCACCCACAGCACAACGACGGACGUCACUCAGCGACCCACAGCAGACGUCGCAUCGCACCGCAUCGCCCCACAUCACUCUCACUCAGACCGCAGCCGGCAGGCAGGCAAGCCAUCCAUCAGUCCAUCCAUGCAUCCAUCCAUCCAUCAACACACACCUUCAGUCAGUCAGUCAGGGAGUGAGAUAACUACGUGUGGGUGUGGGUGUGUGCGAGGUGGCGGGGGGCAUGUCAGUCACUCAGUCAGCGGCAGUCAGUCAGGGAGUGAGUAGGUGCGAGGGUGGGUGGCGGUCUAGGCGGUCUUGGCCAUCCACACCUGCACACACACAUCAACACAAAGCGUGAAAUGAGUGAAUGAGUGGACGUGUGUGCCCAUCUGUCUACCUUUCGAGCGGUGUUGUGGAACUUCUUGGAUGUCUGCAGCUUCAGCUUCACGAUGCCCUCCGCAGUUACGAUCCAGAAUGGAUUCUGCACACACAGACAAAGUCAUUCGGGCAUCUAAGGGUGUGUGCGUCGGUGUGUGUAUGUGUGGAUGUCCGAUCUUUCCGCACCUCAUCCUCGGCGGCAGCAGGGUCUUUCAUGGGCAGGUGGUGCUUGUCGUUGGUGCACUCCUGCACACACAGAGAUAAACAUACGUCGAUGUCUCACAGCAGCGAAUCAUCAGACUUCUGUGUGAGAGCUUUACCUUGGACUCAGCGACUUUCUGAAAUCAUCAGACACAAACACACAUACACAGAACCACAUACACACAUUGAUGGACAGCCAUGCAGGCGUCUGUGCUGGCGAGUGUCGCUGUGUGUACCUUGGAGGUGGCAGUGGUGGUCGGCUGCUUGCUCUUGGGGGGGCCGUUGGCCCACAUGCCCUUGUUGUUCUGUGGACAAUCGCAUGUGUGUACACGUCUGUUGGUUUCGGGUGUGCCGCUUCUGCAUACCUUGGCCGACUGCUUGAAUUCCUUGUCGUCCUGGCUGCCAGGCAGUGAAGGGUAGUCCUGUCAGCCACACACAGCAGCAAUUCAUCAGAUGUUCAUUCGUGUUAAGCGUGUGUGUGUCGUGCUCACGUUCUCGUCCUUACCGAACUGGAAACCCCGUAAUCAGAGCACACACACACAUACACACACACAGAGGGACAGACAUGCAGGCAUCUGUGUGCGCGUGGCUGCAAGUGUGUGUCACUCUGCGCACCGUGUCGCUGCCGGUGCCGGUGGUGGUGCUGGCAGUCGGCGUCGGCGGGUCCUUCUUGACUGGCUGCUGCAAAAAAUCAAGACCGCACCAAUGGCUCCCGACGUGCCUUCUCCUUCCCUAUUCUCUCUCUCAUCACCCUCCCUCGCUUAACAUACCUUCACAACUUCGCGCCACUGAAACUUGGGCGAUGCCGGCUGCUGGCGACAAACUCCAUGAGGACCCCGAGGACGAAAACCACCAUGACGCCCCAUCGCGCGACGGACGGACGGAAUACGGACGGACGGACGGAAGAUGGACGGACGGACAGACGGCAGAGGGCCUCGCUGGUUGGCUGCUCGGUGGCUGGCUGGCUGGCUCGCGGGAUGGCACACGGCUGGCUGGAGAGGGAGAGGGGUGAGAGAGGGAGAGAGGGACGCCUGGCUGGCUCAGGCUGCUCACGGGUGUGCACGCGCGUCGCACCUGCCCCUCGAAGGCAGGUAGGGAUUCGUCCAGUAGGGUUCUCCGCUGGCCUGACCGGUCACUGGCACUGGACUCGGACAACCUUUUAGCCACAUCGUGCCUUGAUUCGGCGAGGGAUCAUCCAGUGCGAUGGGUAGACCCAUCCAGGGCUGACAGGAAAGACGG
Vitrella brassicaformis is the source of this 3408-nucleotide messenger RNA. The record is from the annotation of a GenBank genome assembly. Lineage: Eukaryota; Vitrellaceae.